AUGGUGUCCAAAUCUCAGCACAAUGGCGUUUCGUUCUUGGCUUACCGCAAUGGACAGACUGUACUCCCACUGGUGCACUAUACGCGGCUGUUUGUAAUGCUCAGACCCUGGGGAAAUGCUGCACCUACAGUCCUAACAAGUAUCUCGGUGGACUGUGUCGCCAAAGUCAUUAGCCCAGCAGCUUUUCAUCAUCCCAAUCGUCUUCACCUCUCGCAAUCUGCGUAUCGUGUGGACGAUGGAACCGUGCCUGUUGCUUACUUUCGCACACUCAUAGCAGCAAGGCGGACUUUCCAAACUCGUGAGCAGUACGAGAGAACGAAUGGUUGUCUCGAGCAGCUGCCAGGUGAACAGCCUGAGGCAAAACUCACCUAA
Molecule: messenger RNA, 372 nt
Organism: Letharia lupina
Lineage: Eukaryota; Fungi; Ascomycota; Lecanoromycetes; Lecanorales; Parmeliaceae
Exons: 3
Coding region: 1-372 (123 amino acids)
Source: RefSeq, a predicted model, not a curated record